AUGGGAUUUUUUAUCAUUUCAUUUAUUAUUGCUUACUUGAUUAAUAUACUUCUAACCUAUGUCUUAUCUUUGAUCUUUAGAAGAAACCCAUUCUAUACACUCUUAUCUAUAUUUUUUCCAUUUUUAACUGAAUUCUUAUUAUUUAUUCUUAAUAAACCUAACCUUGGUGAAGGUAAAGAAUUUAUGGAUUUGGUUGAUGUUUGUUGGUACAGAUUGACUACACCAGAGAAUCCAAUGGUGAUCACUGCAAGUAUUGGUGGAAAAGGACAGAUUGAUUGGAAAAAUGCUAAACAAUUACUUUUUCUAGAAUUUACUAAACACAAAAGAUUUUGUCAAAGAAUUGUUAAGUUGAAUAGUUAUUAUAUACUAGAAUCUGUUCCAAUAAAUAUUGAUGAUCAUAUCACCAUUGAUAAUACUGUAUUUGGUUCAUAUGAACAAUAUAUAAACAUAUUAGAAAAACAUAAAUCAGUUCCAUUAGAUACUGAUAAACCUCAAUGGAAAAUAUACUUUUAUACUAAUGUAAUGAAUGAAUGGAGAAUUCUAGCAAGAGUUUCUCAUUGUUACUGUGAUGGAAUGGCUGCAAUGAGAUUAUUGAAAGACUCUACACAACAUAUAUCUUCGAUUAUUUUUAAUGAAGAAUCAAAUUAUCACAUUUUGGAUAUAACUAAAGAAGUUCCUAAAUUAUCAUGUUUAGCAGAUAAACAACAACCAAUAACAAUUUUUAAAAGAUUUUGGAAAGUUUUAAUAAUCCCUUAUUAUAUGGUUAAAUCCUUUUUUGUGAGAGGUGAUUUUACAAAAGAACUAAGGAAACCAUUGAGUGGAAAACAAUUAGUAUUCUGGAAGAAACUUGAUUCAAUUGAAAAUAUUAAAUCCAUUGCAAGGUGUUACGAUGGUACGUUAAAUUCAUUGUUAUUCUCUUGUAUGAAUCUCAGUUAUUCUAACAUAUUAAAAAGAAAGGGAAGUUCAAGUAAACAAUUACAAUUCUAUAUCGCAACCAAUCUAAGACCUUUUGAACCUCAAAUCAAACUGGGGAAUAAAAUUGGAUUAUUAUUAAUGAAAUUACCAUUACAAGAAACAGACUUAUACUCCCUUGUCAAAUAUAUGAAAAAACAAUUAGACAAUGCAAAGGAAAGUGUUGAGUCUUAUUCUUAUUAUCUUCUCCAAUGUCUUGUUGGAAUGCUUCCUGAUUGGAUAGAGUCAAUAGGUAUUAAAAUUGUAUCACAAAAGGCUACAUUAAAUGUAACCUCAUUACCAGGUCCACAAGAAAAAGUGAAAUUUUUUGGUUCUGAAAUUGAAGAUUUUAUUGGUUUUGUUCCUCACUUGGGAACAACUGGCAAUGGUGUUAGUUUUAUUGGAAGUGGGGGUGAUCUUUUUGUUAGUUUUGCUGUUGAUAGUAAUUUAUGCAUUGACCCAAAAGAACUGUAUGAGAGUUUUGAAUUUGCGUAUCAUCAAUUCUCUUCAAUCCUAGUAUUUAACAAAUAG
Entamoeba dispar SAW760 is the source of this 1482-nucleotide messenger RNA. RefSeq lists its product as uncharacterized. The record is from RefSeq and is a predicted model, not a curated record. Lineage: Eukaryota; Evosea; Mastigamoebida; Endamoebidae. The transcript has a single exon. Gene Ontology annotation, biological process: triglyceride biosynthetic process. Gene Ontology annotation, molecular function: diacylglycerol O-acyltransferase activity; long-chain-alcohol O-fatty-acyltransferase activity. Gene Ontology annotation, cellular component: plasma membrane. The coding region runs from base 1 to 1482 and encodes 493 amino acids.